AACACGCGGAAGCCUUCUCACCUGGUGCAUCAAGCCAGCUCUCUGCCGACUCCCACCACCACCCAAUAGCUCCGUCCACGGCCGUCGACCAGUCGACCACAACCGCCACGAUGCCUCUCGAAGCGGUCAUGAUUGUUGUCGACAACAGCGAAAGUAGUCGCAACGGAGACUAUGCGCCCAACCGGUUCGACGCCCAGGCCGACGCCAUCAACAUCAUCUUCGACCACAUCACAAACUCCAACCCGGAAUCGUCCGUCGGCCUCAUGAGCAUGGGCGGCAAGGGUCCCGAGGUGCUAUCCACACUUACCACAGAGAGAGGCAACCUGCUCGAAGGCAUCCACCGGACAAGGAAGAAGAUCUCUGGCUCGGCACACCUCGCCACGGGCAUUCAGAUUGCUAGUCUCGCUCUCAAGCAUCGUCAGAACAAGUCACAACGCCAGCGCAUCAUUGUGUUUGUAUGCUCGCCCAUCCUCGACGACGAGAAGAAGCUUGUAUCGCUAGCGAAGAAGAUGAAGAAGGGCAAUCUCGACAUCGACUUUGUCCUGUUCGGCGAGAUUGAGGACGACGUGCAGAAGAAGCUGGAGGCUUUCAACAACGCCGUCAAGGGCAACAAUGACAGCUCACAUCUUGUCGUUAUCCCGCCGAGCGGACAGCUCCUAAGCGACCAGCUGAUCUCGACAGAGAUUGUCAUGGGUGAGGCUGCUGCCGGCGGCUCUGGCGGCGGCGGAGAUGCCGGUGGUGACUACGGUGGCUUCGACUUUGACCCCAGCGCCGACCCCGAGCUGGCUCUCGCCUUGCGCAUGAGUAUGGAGGAGGAGAACGCCAGACAGGCCAGGCAAGCCCAAACAGAGGCCAACGCGGCAGGCAAGACGGAGCUGGAAGGCAUCGCUGAGGAGGACGGCGAGAGGCAGCCACUGCUGGACAACCAGGGCGAGCCCAGCGGCAGCAAGAAGGACAAGAAAGACGACAGCGAUAAGAUGGAUACAUCAUAGUAGAUGAAAAUCCGCGAUAGACGCAUGCGAUGCGCGAUUCUCAACCACGACACUACUUGUAGAGUAAAGCAAUAGACCCAAAAAUCUGGGGUACCGCGACAAAUGCAGAGCGCACGCUUGCUGCAGUAAACUAUUUUUUU
This is a messenger RNA of Microdochium trichocladiopsis, 1132 nucleotides long. RefSeq lists its product as uncharacterized. Gene Ontology annotation, biological process: proteasome-mediated ubiquitin-dependent protein catabolic process. Lineage: Eukaryota; Fungi; Ascomycota; Sordariomycetes; Xylariales; Microdochiaceae. Bases 111 to 992 code for a protein of 293 amino acids. Gene Ontology annotation, cellular component: nucleus; proteasome regulatory particle, base subcomplex; cytosol. The record is from RefSeq and is a predicted model, not a curated record. The transcript is spliced from 2 exons. Gene Ontology annotation, molecular function: polyubiquitin modification-dependent protein binding.